UUCCUCCUGCUCUGCCACCCACGGACACUCAGCAGCCCACGGAGCUAUGGCAUCCUGGGGGCUCCAGGAGAUCUCAAUGCCUACUUACGAACUAGAUCAGUUCAUCCGCUUUGUCCUGAGGCCUCACAAAAACUGUGAGACAAAGCUCGACUUGAUUGUGGAAAGACUCUGCACCUUCCUGCAGGAAGCCAAGGAGCUGCGCCUGGAGAGACAUGUAGCCACAGGCGGUUCCUAUGGCCGGAAAACAGUCUUGAGGGGCAACUCCGAUGGCACCCUUGUCAUCUUUGCCAGUGAUUUUACACAAUUCCAGGAUCUGAAGAAAAAUCAAAAUGAAAUCCUUAACAAAAUCCAGAAGCAGCUGGAAAUAUGUCUAUUAGACAAGCUGCUGGCAGCUAACAUGAUGAUCCAGAGACGCUACAACAGACUCACCAUCCAGCUGUCCACAGAACACCAGGAUAUCACUUUUGAGGUGCUGCCUGCCUUUAACCCUUUAGGCGCCAGUGACAAGCCCAGCCCUGGGAUCUACAGAGACCUCAUACGUUCCUUGAAUGAGACGAGAGCCAGCCCAGGGGAGUUCUCCGCCUGUUUCACAGAACUCCAGCGGAAGUUUUUUGACAACCGUCCUCAAAAACUGAAGGACCUCAUCCUCUUGAUAAAGCACUGGUGGCAUCAAAAGUGCCAGAAAAAGUUAAAUAAUUCAUCCCUGCAGCCCAUAUAUGCGCUGGAGCUGCUUACGAUCUACACCUGGGAACAGGGGAGCGGAGCAGAGAACUUUAGCAUAGAGGAAGGACUCAGAAGUGUGCUGAGGCUCAUGGAGCAGCAGGAGAAGCUGUGUGUCUACUGGACGGUCAACUACAACUUCGAGGAUGAGACUGUCCGGAACAUGCUGCUGAGGCAGCUCCACUCGCCGAGGCCAGUCAUCUUGGAUCCAACUGACCCAACCAAUAAUUUGAGCCAAGAUAAGACAUGCUGGCAACUGCUAAAAACAGAAGCCCAGUGCUGGUUGUCUUCUCUCACCCCGCAUGAGUCCCAUGGGUCAUCUUGGAAUGUUCUGCCAGGAGCCCUCUCCGAGACCCCAGGCCACCUUCUAGAUCGCUACAUCAAGGACUUUCUCCAGCCCAACAAAGAUUUCAUUGAACAGCUCCAUAAAGCUGUUAUGAUCAUCUGUACAUUCCUUAAAGAAAACUGCUUUCGACAUUCAACUACAAAGGUUCUGAAGGCCGUCAAGGGUGGCUCCGCGGCCAAAGGCACAGCUCUGAAAAAUGGCUCUGAUGCCGACCUGGUGGUGUUCCUCAGUUCACUCCGAAGCUACACUGCCCAAAAACACCAGAGAAGGGACAUCAUCGAUGAAAUCCGUAAACAGCUGGAAAUCUGUAAGGAGGAGAAGCAGUUGGAAGUGAAAUUUGAGAUUUCAAAAUGGCAGUUUCCCCGGGUGCUGAGCUUUUCUCUGAAAUCCAAAGAACUCAAGGAAAGUGUUGACUUCGAUGUGCUGCCUGCAUUUAACCCACUAGGUCAAGUGAAAUCUGGGUGGAGACCUGACCCCAGCAUCUAUGCUGAGCUCAUUCGCCUGUGUGAAUCCUCGAAAGUCCCAGGGGGUGAAUUUUCCACCUGUUUCACAGAGCUGCAGCGUGACUUUAUUGCACAGCGGCCCAUCAAACUGAAAGAUUUAGUACGUCUGGUGAAGCACUGGUACAAGCUGUGUGAGAGAAAGCUGAAGCGAAUGGGAUCCCUGCCCCCAAAGUAUGCCUUGGAGCUGCUCACCAUCUAUGCCUGGGAGCACGGCAGUGGGGAGGACAAUUUUGACACCGCUGAAGGUUUCCGGACGGUCCUGGAGUUGGUCAUGAAAUAUCGGGAGCUCUGCAUCUUCUGGACUGUCAAUUACAACUUCCAGAAUGAGACUGUGAGGAACUUCCUGCUGGCCCAGAUCCAGAAAACCAGGCCUGUGAUCUUGGACCCAGCUGAACCCACCGGCGACGUGGGUGGAGGAAAUCGCUGGUGUUGGCGUCUCUUGGCACAAGAAGCUAAGGAAUGGCUGUCCUUUCUCUGCUUCAAAGAUGGGACUGGAAACACAAUACGCCCCUGGCUCAUACCAACAGUGCAGACACCAGGAAGUUGUGGAGCUCAGAUGCAGCCUGUUGUCCACGAGAUGGUGUCAUUCAGAAGCAGGUCCCUGGUGUGAGACGGCCGGAGGACGCUGCUCCAUGUCUUCGGCAGGUGCCUUCGAAGAGCCAUAGGCCGUGCGAAGAGGGACCCUGGCCCAUUCUUCCCGGCCAGUCCCUGCGACUCCUUCUUUGACUCCUCUUCUACCAGGACUGCCAAGUCCUUCAUAAAGUCUGGCCGUGUUGAGCUCACCCCCUGCAAGUGACCUUGUGAAAUGCCUUCACUCCCACCCAGCCUGCCGAGCCCACGGCGCUGCCAACCUUACUGAAUGUUUCCUGCUUCCUUUCAGCUUCCUUUUCCUUCACUCCCAGCAGAAGGCUCUCUCCACAGUGCCCCAGUGAAGCCUUUUGCCUGCUCCUGGGCUCCCCAAAUUCUGCGAUCUUGCUCCCCCAACCCUCCACCUCUCCCUCUUUUCUCUUUCUGUCCGUACACAAAACUCAGUCUGCCCCUGCAGAGUGGACGGUCUCCCAAGCCAGUGGGAGCCAACCCCUUCUCACACCUUCAAAGCUCUCCGAAGCCAGACCUGCUAACCCUCCAGCGGCUCGGAUUAGGCUCCUCUGUGUUACCCUUUUCCUGCUGAGCCUACUUUACCCCCCUCUGCGCAUGAGUAUCUUCUCCCCCAUUCUGAAGGCUUUGUCCUCCGACUUGAAGGUCUAAGCAUUUUAACCUCAAAUGUCCACUUGCUGUUUUAUUGCUGUGCAUAGACCACUUGCCGCAUA
Messenger RNA from Talpa occidentalis (Iberian mole), 2879 nucleotides. RefSeq names its product 2'-5'-oligoadenylate synthetase 2 (gene OAS2). The transcript is spliced from 11 exons. Gene Ontology annotation, cellular component: nucleoplasm; cytosol; membrane. Gene Ontology annotation, biological process: regulation of ribonuclease activity; negative regulation of viral genome replication; defense response to virus. The coding region runs from base 47 to 2179 and encodes 710 amino acids. Lineage: Eukaryota; Metazoa; Chordata; Mammalia; Eulipotyphla; Talpidae. The record is from RefSeq and is a predicted model, not a curated record. Gene Ontology annotation, molecular function: 2'-5'-oligoadenylate synthetase activity; double-stranded RNA binding.